This is a messenger RNA of Eutrema salsugineum, 1310 nucleotides long. Its product is annotated as F-box protein PP2-A13. The coding region runs from base 196 to 1068 and encodes 290 amino acids. The transcript has 3 exons. Gene Ontology annotation, molecular function: protein binding. The record is from RefSeq and is a predicted model, not a curated record. NCBI's taxonomy places the organism in Eukaryota, Viridiplantae, Streptophyta, Magnoliopsida, Brassicales, Brassicaceae.
GAAGAUAAUAAUAACAAUGGAACAAAAAUAAAAGCAGCUUCCUUUUUUUUUUUAUGAGUUUUUUAUCGAUUGAUUAGUUAAAAUUCUGGCAUACCAAGUUUCUUCUUUCUCGAUUCUCCGCGGCCAUGCAAUUGAGAUUCGAGUUUAAGGUUUUCGUUUGAUACGGAAAAGGUCUAUCCAUUUGUUUGUGUGAUAAUGGGCGCGAAUAUCUCAGGUGGUUUCCCGGAGUUUGACCGGAACGGUGAAGGUUACUCGAGGAAACCCAGAUUGGUGGAUUUACCGGAGAAUUGUGUCGCGUUGAUUAUGAUGCGGCUUGAUCCACCGGAGAUUUGCCGUCUUGCUCGUCUCAACAGGGUCUUCCGUCGCGCGUCGUCAGCUGAUUUCAUAUGGGAUUCGAAGUUGCUUUCGAAUUAUCGUGUUUUUGCACGGAAAGUGUUUGAUGAAAUUACUCUUAGGAAACUGAUUAAGAAAGAUGUUUAUGCUAAGCUUUGCCGGCCCAAUUUAUUCGACGGUGGCACAAAGGAAUUGUGGAUAGAUAAGAACACAGGCAAACUUUGUGUGUCGAUUUCUUCAAAGGCACUAAGAAUUACCGGAAUUGAUGAUCGGAGAUACUGGAGUUUGAUCCCAACCGAUGAAUCCAGGUUUCAGUCAGUUGCAUAUGUUCAACAGGUAUGGUGGUUUGAAGUAGGAGGAGAGUUCGAGAUCCAGUUUCCACCUGGAAUAUACAGUCUCUUCUUUCGUAUCCAGCUCGGGAAAACAUCCAAGAGACUUGGACGUAGAAUCUGCAACUCUGAACACAUUCACGGAUGGGACAUAAAGCCUGUUAGGUUCCAGCUUGCAACUUCAGACAACCAACAAGCUGUUUCACUCUGUUAUGUAGACAACAACCCUGGAACCUGGAGUCACUAUCAUGUCGGAGAUUUCAAAGUGGAAGAUCCAGAUUUAUUAACACGAAUCAAAUUCUCCAUGACUCAAAUCGAUUGCACUCACACGAAAGGUGGGUUAUGCAUAGACUCUGUUCUUAUAUUACCUAAAAAAUGUGCACAAGAGGCCAUUGGAUCAAAAUAGUUUAGUAGAUAUAGUUUGAGAUUUUUGUUGUAAAUGGUGAGUGAAUCUUCUACUGUGAAAUAUUCACUAUACUGGCUUUUUCUUGAUCUGGGCUGCAUUCUCAGGAUGAAUCUCAGAUCUGGAACUUGUGUACACAUGGUUGGCUUGUCUCUAGUUUUGUCUGUAGUUACAAGAUGGUCGUGAUUGUAAAUACAAAUUUUUCUCCAUGUAGAGAUUAUAUAUAAUAGUUCCUUGUUUUUGCA